AUGUUGACGCGACUUUUCAGCGAGCCCAGCCUCAUCCCCGAAGUUCAGAAAUUCUCCAGCUGGGCCGAGGAGUGCGAGGAGGAUGCCCGCAGCGACAAGGAGGAGCGGAAGGGUAAGGGCUGCGCCCUCCCCGAGGAGCCGCCCGAGGGCUCGCUGGGGGAGAGCAAGGAGGAAGGGGAGCUAGGCGGGGACGAGGAGGAGGAGGAGGAGGAGGAGGAAGGCCUGGAGGAGGCCGAGGGCGACCGGCCCAAGAAGCGCGGCCCCAAGAAGCGCAAGAUGACCAAGGCGCGGCUGGAGCGCUCCAAGCUGCGGCGGCAGAAGGCGAACGCCCGCGAGCGGAACCGCAUGCACGACCUGAACGCGGCCCUGGACAACCUGCGCAAGGUGGUGCCGUGCUACUCCAAGACCCAGAAGCUGUCCAAGAUCGAGACCCUGCGCCUGGCCAAGAACUACAUCUGGGCUCUCUCCGAGAUCCUGCGCUCGGGCAAGCGGCCCGACCUGGUGUCCUACGUGCAGACUCUGUGCAAGGGGCUCUCGCAGCCCACCACCAACCUGGUGGCCGGCUGCCUGCAGCUCAACUCCCGCAACUUCCUGACGGAGCAGGGCCAGGAGGGGGGCCGCUACCACGGCCCCAACGCCUCCUUCGCCGUGCACCCCUACCCCUACCCCUGCUCGCGGCUGGCCGCGGCGCAGUGCCCGCCGCCCGCGGGGCCCGGCUCGCACGGGCUGAGGACACACAGCUACUGCGCCUCCGCCUACGAGAGCCUCUACGGCAACGCGUCCCCCGACUACAACAGCUCGGAGUACGACGGCGGGCUCAGCCCCCCCCUGUGCAUUAACGGCAACUUCUCCCUCAAGCAAGACUCUUCCCCCGACCACGAGAAAAGCUACCACUACUCUAUGCACUACUCGGCGCUGCCCGGCUCCCGCCCCGCCGGCCACAACCUGGUCUUCGGCUCGGCGGGGAUGCGCGGGGGGGUGCACUCCGAGAACAUCUUCCCCUACGACAUGCACCUCCCGCACGAGCGGGGCCCCAUGUACGAGGAGCUCAACGCCUUCUUCCACAACUGA
Cygnus atratus (black swan) is the source of this 1071-nucleotide messenger RNA. RefSeq names its product neuronal differentiation 2 (gene NEUROD2). The record is from RefSeq and is a predicted model, not a curated record. Gene Ontology annotation, molecular function: protein dimerization activity. The transcript has a single exon. Lineage: Eukaryota; Metazoa; Chordata; Aves; Anseriformes; Anatidae. The coding region runs from base 1 to 1071 and encodes 356 amino acids. Gene Ontology annotation, biological process: regulation of DNA-templated transcription; nervous system development.